Eublepharis macularius is the source of this 6234-nucleotide messenger RNA. It is a transcript of the gene ZDHHC14, whose product is annotated as zinc finger DHHC-type palmitoyltransferase 14. Gene Ontology annotation, biological process: protein targeting to membrane; peptidyl-L-cysteine S-palmitoylation. Gene Ontology annotation, molecular function: protein-cysteine S-palmitoyltransferase activity. Bases 1878 to 3368 code for a protein of 496 amino acids. Gene Ontology annotation, cellular component: Golgi apparatus; endoplasmic reticulum. NCBI's taxonomy places the organism in Eukaryota, Metazoa, Chordata, Lepidosauria, Squamata, Eublepharidae. The record is from RefSeq and is a predicted model, not a curated record. The transcript is spliced from 9 exons.
CGACCUGCGGCUGUUGGCCAGGAGAGGAGAAAGGAAAGCAGCGGCGGUUCCCGCUGCCGCCGCCUAGGUAUGGCAGAAGGCAUUGCAGCCGGCUGCUGUGGGCAGCGGGCUGGGUAAGCGUGCUCUCCCGGAGAUACUGACACGAGCCCCUUCUCUGCUGCGAGUCUGUGCUUUGAGGGAGAAAGAUGCAGUUAAAAUGAACAAAGACUGACGGCUCUGUCUGUGGAACGACUUUCCGGACAGAGAGAGCAAGAGGAAGGCUCCCGCCGCCCCAGCAGCUGCCCUCCCUUGGCUCUGUGAAGCCGGAGCUGACGGGCAGAGUAACUGCUGUUGCCGUCCAGCGCUUGACAAUGAAACCGAAAGGCAAAUCCCACGGAGGGAAUGGGGGUCGCUGCUCCGAGUGAUCCGCUCUCGGGGACGGUUUUACCAGAGGUCUCCUCUUCGCCUUCCUCCAGAAGCGACUCGGCAAAGCCCAGAAGAAACCGAGCGCGUCGCUCCCAGGGUGUCUCUGUUAUAACCGCGCCUGCCUUGCCGCCUUCCCCUGCUUUUGAACAGGGGCGCGUUGAUUCUGGACGGAGAGGCGGCCGCCGCGCCGUUGUUUCGGGGGCGCUUGUCACUGUGCCUCGCCGCGCUGUUCUCUUCCGCAGUAGCCUGGGAGAUGAGAAGGAAGAAGUGGCGGCUUCUGCUUGGGCUGGGGCUGGCUGUCGGGGACAAGCCUACUAGAUAAGGAGACGGGGAAGCCGAGCGAGCGCCUGGGUCGGCGGCAGGGCGCGCUCAGGCGGAGGGGUGUUGCGGUCUGGCUGGGGAGCCAGCAACCGUUUGGAAGGGCGCAGGAUGGCCCUUGGCUGGCAAACGGGCCUUCGGUGCUGCAAACAUCUGGCUGAGUAAUUUCUGCUCCCUGACUGGAAAGGAGGGAUGAGCUUCUGUAAAGGACUGAAGGGCUGAAUCAAGAAGAACGACAGAAGAGAGAGGAGGAGAAAAGAGGAGGCGGCAGCAGCCGCAGCAGCCGAGAACUGGAAGACUGUGGUGGCUGGUGACUGAAACAACCACCUUGCAAUCGACUCCGAAAGAACGAGGGUAGGGGGCGGAAUAGGAGAAGCAGGUUGUUUCUCUUGUCACAUAACGCUGACUGGCUCCUCGUAUGCCCUCUCUAGUUCCCCCCGCCCCAGGAAUGAGGUUUGACUAUAAUAUUGAACGACCUCUUUCAUGCUUAGGAAAGUUUGAGUUUUUAUAGUGAGAAAAAGCGAUAAUCCUGUUGUGAAUCAGAGCAACAAGAAGAAAAAUAACAGAGGACUCACAGUAAAGUGUAGGGUUAAGGAAGAAAUUGGAUGAAAUGGGUUGUUUCUCAGCAGCUGAACUUAGAUCAGGAUUGAUAUGUCUGAAAAAAUUAAUAGGAAUUUUUUAUUUUUGUAGAAUCAUCUGUAUUACAACAAACCUUUGUGAAAGAAAGCUACUCGGCUACAAAAUGGCUUGCCUCCAAUUUUGAACCAAGACUUUCUUAAAGAUGUUUUGUGUGAUGUUUUGUCUGUGAAGUACACACUGAACAGUUUAAGCAAAGGGCGCAAUGCUUCAAAAUUCUUUUAAAGUUUUAUGAUUGGUUGGAAAUUAAUUUAUAUUUUGACUUUUCUAGUUCAUCCUCUGUUAAAUGAUUAUGCAGUUCUAAAGGAUUAUUUUGAACUGUUUUUAUUUAGUUGUGAAGAAGGGGAAAACUACUUACUAUUUCUGGAAUGACGCCUUUAGACUCUCAACAGUUAACUGCAUAUUAUAUAAUGUUGUGAUAAACUUUUAAAAAUAAAACAACUAAUAGUGGCUUCUGGAAAACUUUCUCUUCAGCAAGAUUUGUUUGGGGGAGUGUUCCCCCUCCUUAUUCUCCCUUGAUGACUCCUGGCGCUGGUGGUGGAGGGCCCAUGAAAGACUGUGAAUACAGUCAGAUCAGCACUCACAGCUCCUCUUCUCCCAUGGAGUCUCCCCAUAAGAAAAAGAAAACAGCUUUGAGGAGAAAAUGGGAGGUUUUCCCUGGGAGAAACAAAUUCUUUUGCAAUGGAAGGAUCAUGAUGGCUCGCCAGACGGGAGUAUUCUACCUGACACUUCUUCUUAUCUUGGUUACCAGUGGACUCUUCUUUGCUUUUGAUUGUCCAUAUUUAUCAGAUCAGAUUACACCUGCUAUUCCUGCAGUAGGCGCACUUCUAUUCUUUUUUGUGACGGGGACCUUGCUACGUACUAGCUUCAGUGAUCCUGGAGUCCUGCCCCGUGCAACACCAGAUGAAGCAGCAGAUCUGGAAAGACAAAUAGGUAACACAGAAGACAUUGCAAAUGGUUCCAGUUCAGGAGGGUACCGUCCACCUCCCAGAACAAAAGAAAUAGUAAUUAAUGGUCAGACAGUAAAAUUGAAAUACUGUUUUACCUGCAAGAUUUUCCGCCCACCUCGUGCCUCACAUUGCAGCCUUUGUGAUAACUGUGUAGAACGGUUUGAUCACCACUGUCCCUGGGUAGGCAACUGUGUGGGGAAAAGAAACUACCGGUUUUUUUAUAUGUUCAUUUUAUCUCUGUCCUUUCUGACAGUUUUUAUAUUUGCAUUCGUUAUCACACACAUCAUCCAUCGAUCUCAGAAAACAGGGUUCUUAAGUGCACUCAAGGACAGUCCUGCAAGUGUGCUGGAAGCUGUGGUGUGUUUCUUCUCCGUUUGGUCCAUUGUUGGACUCUCAGGUUUUCAUACUUACUUGAUCAGCUCCAAUCAAACAACAAACGAGGAUAUUAAGGGAUCUUGGUCCAGUAAAAGAGGUAAAGAGAACUACAAUCCAUACAGCUAUGGCAAUAUUUUCACUAACUGUUGUUCUGCACUUUGUGGGCCCCUCUCUCCCAGUUUGAUUGACAGAAGAGGAUUUAUACAGCCAGAUACUCCACAGCUGGCAGCACCCUCAAAUGGCAUUACAAUGUAUGGGGCAACACAGUCUCAGAGUAAUAUGUGUGAUCAAGAUCAGUGCAUUCAGAGCACUAAAUUCGUUUUGCAGGCUGCUGCCACACCACUACUCCAGAGUGAGCCCAGCAUUACUAGUGAAGAGCUACCUUUACCAGGAAAGACCACUAUCAGUGCUCCCUGUGCUGCAUUAACACUAGGGCAGCCGACUCCACCCUCCUCCAUCCCAAACCUCACGUCCGAAACAGGUUUGUCAGACAUGAUACCAUUAAAGGAGGAUCCUGAAAGCCAUCAGUUUCUUACGCCUGAAGAAGCUCCAUCACCACCUGGAAUGCUGCCAAUGGGGAGUCCUGUAUCACAUAGCCAUACCAUGCAUGUCCUCAGCCUAGCCAGCCAAGACUCAUUGCAUGAGGACUCAGUACGUGGCCUUGUGAAACUCAGCUCAGUCUGAACAACUUUAUAUAUGACUCUUGUUAUACAGAUUUUAUUUACCAAUGAUAACAAAAUUGCAACACCAGUUUUCGACUCUGUGGCGUACACAUGUAACUGAAACUUUGCCAUGUAAUGGAUUCUUCUAAAAGGAUUGUUUUUAUGCAAUGGAAUUAUGACAUUCUUUAACAGCUGGAGUACUAGUGGCUUGGAUUUGAUGGCAAUGUUGAUGUCUGAAUGAGAACCUAAAUGUACAUUAAUUCUGAAUGGUAACAAAUGGAAUCCAGCAAUCUGGAAUCCUUGUUCUAUAAAGGUGAUUAUUAUAGUACUUUAAAAAAUUAUUGGAUAUAAGCAUCAUGCUCCAUGUGUAUGAAACUAUUGUGUAAUACCACCUUUGUAGCCAGUGAAGGAUGGGAAUACCUUUUUCUUGUUACUGUGCUACUAAUAUUUGAAACAGAAGAUUAGCAUUCCGUUAAUACAAAAACAAUAAGGACUGCCCUUGUGGAUCUGCACGCUAUGCUACAUUGUAUGUUACAGUAGUACUGGUAUUGAAAGAAAGUGCUGCUUUAUUAUUUGUGCUGUUUCAUGUCAAAGACAGUGCAACAAAUCUAAUGGACAAAUAUGGUGUGUGUUUUUCCAACUCAGUCAACUUUAUUAUAAUUAAAUGAGUUGAUAGUAUUUCAAAUGUAGAGGGCUAUCAAUUUUUGCAUAUCAUUUUAAUGUUGAGUAUCUAAAACAAGGUAUUGUGUUGUGCCACACCAUGGAUUUUUCUCUGCUGCCUCACAUGACCACAUUAGAUGUCGAUAUCUAAUAAAAUGGCAUCCUAUAUAUCUCUGGAGCUACAUGGAUUUCAAUUUCUCUCAAGCUGAUAUAAUUAAGAAGCUUAAAGGUGUAGCAUUAAACCAAUUAUGAACUGUUUUGUUUUAGUAUUAUGUGCAUUUUUUUAAAAAAAGCUGUUUCAUUUUAGGACACAGUGUGUCUUCAGCUAAGCUGAAUGUUGAAAUUAACUUGAAAGUAAUAUGUUCUUUGGGACACAUACAACAUUAUCAAGGGGAUUCUCUUGAGUAUAUGGUUUUCAAGGUAAGGAUGUCAAGGUUUUAGCAGAGAAAUAUAUAUAUUGCUGGGAUAUAUAUGCUCACUAACUGGUAUCUUCUCAUGGUUAUUCUCAGUUAUAUAUUUUUUUCUGUUAUUUAAGACUUACAUAUUUAUGGUACAGAAUUGUUUGAUGCUUUUAUUUGGGGGUUAAGAAAAACCACUUGUAACUUUUUUAAAAAAUCCCCUCAGGGAUAGCCCAAGAGAGUAAAUGAUGAGAAUGGUAUGUAUCAUUGCAUUUCACCUUGCUUUGAAGAUGGUAGGACCUGCAAUAAUUUCUCCUCAGGACAAAAUUUACUGCGGACUAUAUUCAGAAUUCUAAAUCAUUACUGCAGGCAACUGUUUUUUAAAAAACUUGGAUUGUGAAGAUAUAAGUUUGUUGCAUUUCUGAUACAUGGAAAAAUACAUUUAAAAGGAAAAUAAAAGCACAAUGUUUAAAUUUGAGUAAGACCAUCUCUAUUACAGAAAUGCUAGCAAGAGCCCUCAUACUGUGUACGUAAACGGUAUUUUUUUCCUCUGAACACGGAUAGACUUUCACCUUGUUGCAUGUAUAUAAAUGAGGGGAAAAUUGAUAUCCACAGGUUUCUUAUUUUUGUUUUCCUUUUUGCAGAAAGCUAUGCAUGAUCUGCAGUUAUCUGGUUGCAAACCAUUAAAGUAUAAUGGUUGUGAACCAUUAAAAUGUUUACAAGUUUUCAUAUGAAGGGAUAUUGCCGCUUUUCCUGACUGACCUCAUAGGAUUUCUUUAAAAUCCUGCAUAUAUUCUUUCCUUUAGCAUAUGAACAUUCCAAAGAAAAAACAACUUUGAGAUUAAUUCUCUUGGCUCAGUUUUUUUUUAAUUGCUGUACUGGCAAAAAGUAACAGAAGAACAUGUGUAGUGAUAAGCACCAAUAAAUAGCAACAAACAUGGAAGAGGUACCUUUUUGGAGGAGGAGGGUGGGGUUGACCUCCACGCAACAGCCAAACACCUCAGAGGCAACAAUCCCAAAUCAGGUUGUGACCUAAUGAUGUGAUGAAAUGGCCAGAAACGUGAUUAAAAUUACAUAGUACAAUUCUGGGAAGUUGGAGGAGUUUGAGGUCUUGCUACUGUUCCUUUCUGUCAAAAGUACUCUGAUUUUGCUGCAGUUUUAGUGAGAGGAAGGAAGGCUGUCAAAAGAAAACACAGGCCUUGUUACUCAUUGCAUUAAAAUAGGGUGCCUAAGCAUUUUCUGGCAGUAGAAGUAGUAGUUCUGUCAACAUAAUUGCCUGUGUGGGUUGUACUACUUGUAGGGAAUUCGUUUUUUUUUUUAAAAAAGCAGUAUUUGAUUAGUUCAGUGAAUUUGUUUAACAAAGCCAGUCUUAAUAUUUUACUAAUUCCACAGAUGCCAGAAUAUGGAGCUUGCAUUCACCACAGUAUAGAAAAACAUUGACAAUAAAUAUUUUACUCUGCCAUUAUGAUUUCAGAGCUGUGGAGUUUACACACUGUUCAAAAAUACAUCUGCUUGCAUUUUCACAGAAAUCCUUCAUUUUGUUUUUUAAUAGCAGCAUUUGAAUGGCCUUGCCAUUAGGAAAUAGUCAACAGCAUUGUGCACGAUGUAGGUCCACAGUAUGCUACUGGUAACAGUUUUAUUGAUGGAGGAGAGUGAGAAUAUCAUGCAGUUGAUUCUAAGCAACUUUCUGUUACAUAAAACUUUAAAAUGCAGCACCUUGCUUGGGUUUUUUUAGUGCUCGAGGGAACAAAAAUGCUUGAUGAAAGAAAUAAAGUACUGUGAAUAUGUAUUUAGAACAAAUUUUUUCCAUUUGCAUUGAUGUACAGUAAU